Messenger RNA from Hyaloperonospora brassicae, 993 nucleotides. Lineage: Eukaryota; Oomycota; Peronosporomycetes; Peronosporales; Peronosporaceae. The record is from the annotation of a GenBank genome assembly.
AUGCUCCAUCGUAGUGUCGUCCGUGUCGCCGGCGUCUUCCGCUCGACGCCGUCGCCUCUCGCACGUCCCGCGGCGUCCAAGCGCGUGGCCAACAGCAGUACGCGCUGUCGGCCCCUCGCCUCUCCGUCGACAUCACUCUUGCUCCACCAAUGGACAGUUGUCGCGGCUACGGCCGUGAGCACGAGUGCGUCGUUUGCCUAUUGCUCGACUUGUCGUCCGUCCGCGUCUGGAAGCAAUAGCGUUCCGACCGCGAGAGUGCCCAAAGUGGUGCUGUAUCAGUACGAACCGUGUCCCUAUUGCUGCAAGGUGAAGGCUGUACUGGACUAUCUCAAGCUCCCGUACGACGUGGUGGAAGUCAAUCCACUGACGAAGAAAGAGACCAAAGCGGUGACCGACUAUGCCAAGGUACCAGUUGUCUGCAUUGACAAUGAAGUAAUUGUCGACUCGUCUGCGAUUAUCUCGCGGCUGUGGGACCUCGUCGAGUCGACGAAGAGCUCGGGGGAGCUCGAGGACAAAGGGAUGCAGAAGCAGCAGCCGCAGGACGACGAGGACCAGUGGUGCCAAUGGGUCGACCACACGCUCAUUCUCUUGACGCCGCCGAAUAUUUACCGUACCGUACCAGAAGCGCUGCAGGCUUUUGACUAUUGCUUGACAGCAGGGAAGUUUACGCCCAUGGAACGCCACUUGUCCAAGUAUGUCGGGGCCAUGGUGAUGUACGUCAUUGCCAAGCGGGCGAAGAAAAAAUACGGUAUCGACGACGAGCGGCUAGCGCUCUAUUCGGCGCUGAAUAGCUGGGUGGACGCUAUUGGCGACAAGCGCCUCUUUCUUGGAGGGGAGGAACCGAACAAGGCAGACCUCUCAGUCUUUGGUGUCCUCCGAGCUAUGCACGGUCUGGACGCAUACAAUGACGUGAUGCGUGAGACAAGCAUUGGGCCGUGGUAUCGUCGUAUGACGGCCAAGGUCGGCUCCAGCUCACGCGCCGCUAGCAACUAG